This is a messenger RNA of Sordaria macrospora k-hell, 4080 nucleotides long. Lineage: Eukaryota; Fungi; Ascomycota; Sordariomycetes; Sordariales; Sordariaceae. The record is from RefSeq and is a predicted model, not a curated record.
AUGGCCGACAAGCCCGCCUUGACGGCCAAAUUGGUCCUUGAUGCCCAUGUCAAGGGCGACGUCGGUGUUAUUGCUACCGACCUCUUCGCCGACCUCUUCCCCCAUCUCUGGGCUAAUGGAGAUAGCCAGGACACCGUUCAUGUCGCAAUUGCUCCCUGGGCACCGAGCCAGACCCCCGAGGCCAACAACUGGUCUAUUAUACCCGUCACACGAUCUUCCACCGUUGCGCCGUCCACCGUACAGUUAUCGCCCUCGUCGCUCGCCCUCCAGUCUUUCGCGACACACCUCCAGCAGGUUGCGCCCUCGAAGCUUUCCGGUCAUAACAAGGGUGGCAUUGAGAUCCUGAUCUUGGAUGUCUCGGCCAUUGAGCUGGAUACUGUCUUCGUAAGCCUCGAUGGGGAACUGGCCAAGAGACUGGAGAAUGGGGAGGGUACCUUCUUCCGUGAACAUCCCGUCAACGGGAAGGGCAAGGCCCGCGCCGAUGCUACUCCUGAGGAGCACUUGACAGCUGCUCUGCGCACUGCCCUUGGCACCUUGAAGAUUGUCCACUCUGGGGAUCUCUUCCCGUUGCCACUACCGCCUCACCCAGUUACCCACCAGCCUCCGGCCCCGGGAAGGAUAACGCUUUGCGAACCUGUGGCACAGGGUCUUCUCGCCCCUGCCACAAAGAUUAUCGUGACGAGAACGCGCACAAGCAAGAGCAAGCGCAACUCUGCGCCAACACAGCAACAGGGCCGCAAACUGAACGGAGUAACCGAAGAUGACGAAGAUGCCUACUUUUCGGCGGCCGAGGACGAACGCGAUGGCAAAACCGAUGGCCAAACGGCCGAAACAGACGCAGACGAUACCGAAUUCGAGCCACAGGUUGGGGAAGAGGAGGAUAAUCUAUCAGACGACUCCAUGGACGAAAUGAUAUCCCUUCAAGCCCCCACCCUGCCCACUACGGUCACCGGCCAAUCUACAAUAGGAACGGGCACCCCUAUGACGGUCAGGGGCAGGAAGACCAACGGCCCUGGAUCAGUUAUCUCUAGUUAUACUGCCACCACCGCCAGACCAGACCGGCCUCGUGGCCGGCUGUUCAAGGCGCAGGGACUGAUGAAGCCUAUCCCGCCUGAGCUUCUCCACCCCAAACCUACGCCCGAGGACGACGAAGAAGCGCGCAUCUAUGUUGAUAUGAGGGACCUUACCAGGGUGGGCUGCUUCUCUGGAGACUGGGUACGAGUUGAGGCCGCCUCCGAACCUCCCUCCAACGGGCUCGGCGCGUUUGGCCUGGGAAGCUUUGUGGCACAAGAAGCAGACGAGACCAACUGGAGAACCGCGAAGGUUUUCGGUUUGCCUGAAGGUUACUCGAGCCGCUCGGCGACCAGGAUACACCACUCUAGGAGUGAUAGUCGGAACUCGUCCUUCUUUGAGGCGCAGUCACAAAAGGCGAGCCCACCGGUUUAUACCUCUCCUAUUUUGCUCGCAAACUUGGACAACCCUCCGUAUCUUCGUCUAUCACCAAUCAAGCGCCCUUCGAACCCCAUAAUGAAGGGCGUCGCAGCCCAGUCCAAGACCAGCUCAGCCUUGAAGCCACCAUUUGCUCGUGAGGUGAUCCUGCAACACGUGAGGACGCCCACGGCAGUCGAGAGGGACGUGCAGUCUGCUGUCAUGGCUGGCCUGAAACACUAUUUUGCAAGGAGGCUGCGGGUUCUCAAGACUGGGGAUCUUAUUGCUGUGCCCAUUGACACCCAGUUGGGCAAGGCUCUUCAAGAGAGUACAAUCCCUGGCGAGGAUUCCGCCAUCGAUGAGGUUCUGGGUUUGAUCGCCGCAACACGGCCCGGACAGAGCCUUCAUUACGAUGAUGUUGCCUGGUUCAGGGUUGGCCACGUUCAGGCCCUGAAGCAAGAUGUCACAGAAACCGUUGACGGCGAAGAGGAAGAGGACCCAUGGGGCGGAAUUGCCUGUGUAGACAUCUCCCUCACGCACCUGGAACAAACAGGAUCCGUCACAGGCCGCGUCCCGGGCACGAUAUCAAACAGCUGGCAGUACUACCUGGGUAUCAAGAAGCUUCCCAAGCACAACCAAAGCCCCGGGUCACCUGCUCAGCUGCAAACGCUAGAGCCCGAGAAGCAAUAUGUCUCAUCACUCAGGAGAAAACUCCGAGAACUCAUGGCUGCCGCCACCAGCAAACCAGCGCUCCAUCUUAACCUGCCACCGCUGGCCAUCCUCCUUGUCUCGACGCAGAGGCACAUCGGCAAGGCAGCCACAGCCACGCAAGCCUGUUCAGACAUUGGCCUGCACACGUUCGCCAUAGACGCUUAUGACAUUGUAAACGAUGGCGGCGGCGGAGGUGGCAGCGAUGUCAAGACUGCCGGUUUCCUAACAUCGCGUGCCGAACGUGCCAUGAGCUGCGGCCCCGAAUCAUGCGUCCUCCUGGUCCACCACAUUGAAGCCCUCACUGCCGACCGCAUGGUUUCUUCCAUCAAGGAGAUCUUGGCCGACGCUAGGGUUUUGAUUGCCACCACCACCGAGGUCGAGAAGAUCCCGGACGGCAUCCGUGCCCUCUUUACCCAUGAGUUGGAGAUGAAUGCUCCCGACGAGCAAGAGAGAGAGGGUAUCCUCAGCUCCAUCCUCGCCGACCGCGGCAUCGGUCUUGACCCCGAGGUGGAUCUCAGCGGCAUCGCACUCAAGACCGCCGCUCUCGUAGCAGGCGAUCUCGUUGAUGUUGUUGACCGUGCUUUGGUUGCCCAGCGAUCCCGCCUCGAGAAGCUCACCGCCAAGUCAACGGGCAGCAUCACCUUCCGUGACGUCCAGCUCGCCGGUGGCCCUGCCGCCUCCGGUCUCACCAAGCAGGAUUUCGAACUCGCCGUUGACGCCGCCCGCAAGAACUUUGCCGAUUCCAUCGGCGCCCCCAAGAUCCCCAACGUCACAUGGGACGACGUCGGUGGUCUCGGCAACGUCAAGGACGCCAUCACGGAGACCAUCCAGCUGCCGCUCGAGCGCCCCGAGCUGUUCGCCAAGGGCAUGAAGAAGCGCUCCGGCAUCUUGUUCUACGGACCUCCCGGUACCGGCAAGACGCUGCUGGCCAAGGCCAUCGCCACCGAGUACAGCCUCAACUUCUUCUCCGUCAAGGGUCCCGAGCUGCUGAACAUGUACAUUGGUGAGUCCGAAGCCAACGUGCGGAGGGUGUUCCAGCGUGCUCGCGACGCCCGCCCUUGCGUCGUCUUCUUCGACGAGUUGGAUUCCGUCGCGCCCAAAAGAGGUAACCAGGGCGACAGCGGUGGUGUCAUGGACCGUAUCGUAUCGCAGUUGCUGGCUGAGCUCGACGGCAUGUCGGGCGGCGAAGGUGGAGGCGGCGUGUUCGUCAUUGGUGCGACCAACAGACCUGAUCUGUUGGAUCAGGCGCUGCUGAGACCCGGUCGCUUCGACAAGAUGCUGUACCUGGGUGUCUCGGACACGCACGACAAGCAGGUGACUAUCAUGGAGGCUUUGACUAGGAAGUUCACCCUCCACCCAACCGUCUCCCUCCGCGCCGUCGCCGAGUGUCUCCCCUUCACCUACACGGGCGCCGACUUCUAUGCCCUCUGCUCCGACGCCAUGCUCAAGGCCGUCACGCGCCAGGCCACGCUCGUCGACACCAAGAUCAAAGAACUCAACGCGGCCGCCGGGCCUGAGGGCAAGCAGGUGUCGACCGCUUACUUCUUCGACCACUACGCCACCAAGGAGGAUAUUUCCGUCAUGGUCACCGAGCAAGACUUUUUAGAUGCCCAUAAGGAACUGAUUCCGUCGGUGAGCGCGGGUGAACUGGAGCAUUAUGAGCAGGUUAGGGCUAUGUUUGAGGGGACUAAAGACAAAAAGAAGGAGGGGGAGACAAAUGGGAUUAAUGGACAUGGGGAGAACGGGAACAAUGGUACGCUGGCUAUCACUAUGGGAGAUGAAGAUGAUGUCGGAUCGAAUGGUGGAUCGAAGAAGGACCGCAAGGGAAAGGGAAAGGCGGUGGAUCAUGAAGUCAGUGGUAAGGGCAAGGGCAAGGGCAAGGAGGUUGUCUCGCCUUUCCAGGAGGCGGGAGGGGAUGAGGAUGAGGGGUUGUAUGACUAG